Laccaria bicolor S238N-H82 is the source of this 636-nucleotide messenger RNA. RefSeq lists its product as uncharacterized. The coding region runs from base 1 to 636 and encodes 211 amino acids. The record is from RefSeq and is a predicted model, not a curated record. NCBI's taxonomy places the organism in Eukaryota, Fungi, Basidiomycota, Agaricomycetes, Agaricales, Hydnangiaceae. The transcript is spliced from 2 exons. Gene Ontology annotation, molecular function: acyltransferase activity, transferring groups other than amino-acyl groups.
AUGAGCGAUAAGUUAGUCUCAUCACCCAGAACGCUUUCUAUCCGUACCUCUCGUCUGAUUCUGCGCAAGGCUCGCGAGGACGAUCUCGAAGAUGUUCAUGCCUUCUUAUCACAAGAGGAUGCCGUUAGAUAUUGGUCAAGCAGUCCAGCGUACUCGAACCUUGCGCAAUCCCUUGACUGGCUCGAAACGAUGAUAGCGUCUCCACACAAUGGAGUCACAGACUUUGUCAUCGAGCUCAUAAAUACCGACUACGGAUCUACGUCAAAACCGAGGCCCGGCCCAGUCAUUGGUAAAUUAGGCUGUUGGGAUAACACCGACGUUAUCAGCUUUAUCUUGAACAAGUCGUUCUGGGGCAAAGGGUAUGCAGCGGAUGCCUUACAAGCUUUUUCGUGGUAUAUGUUUGCGUUUACUGGAGAGAGCCAGGACGGGAGGAGGAAAACCCCAGCCGAUAAGCUCAUAGCCGAUGUCGAUCCAAGAAACAAACGUUCCCGGACGCUACUGAGGAGGUGUGGGUUUGUGGAGUUUGCAAGGGGCGGGCGGACGAGAAAGACGCAUUUAGGAUGGUGCGAUAGCAUUUAUUAUGAACUCACUAGAGAGCGGUGGGAGUUUUUGAACGGAACGUCCUCCGGGACAUAG